AUGUCUCUACCUGAUACCACCGAGCAAAAUUCCUUUAAGGAAGAGAUCGUGGAGUUGGCUAGAACGCUAGCUGAAAUUCAAAGUCGUUUACAGCAACUAGCUCUACGCCUUGAAGAAAAGGAGAAACACAGUGAAAUUUCGGGGCGUUGCCGAGAAUUAGAAGAGUCGCUCAAGGUUGCAGUCAAUAGCGCUAAAUGGCUUAAUGCUCAGAACAAGGACUUGCAAUUUAGGCUGGACCAGAGCCGUCCGGAAAUUGACCGUCUCUUGAUUGCCAGAGAAAGUGCUUGUAAAAGGUUGAAGCAUGCGCGCAAAGUCAUCCGGGACCUUCUUGAAGAAAGAGGAGAUAUGUCCAGUCCUAGAACACAAGGCUCCCUUAGUCAGGGAGAAAUAAACGAAGCUUUAAACGAUGACUUUCGACCAGAUGACUCUUCCAGUAGUUCGAAUGACAGUGCCAGUGACAAAACAGUUCGUUUAAACAAAACCCCACUGGUUGAGUUGACCAAUCCGAUUUCUCCGAGUUCUGAAGGCAUAGUAUCCCAUUUUCCAUUAGGUCGCAGUCCAAUUACUUUGCACACCAAUACUACCACUCAUAGUAAGAAUGCAACACCUUCGACACCUCGUUCACGGUCAACUUUGUCGUUUCGAACUGGAAAUACCAGUUCCAGUAACUUGCAGUCUCCCCAACGGCCAUCAUCAGUAACACAUAAUAGCUCGCCCAACAGUUCCACUGAAUCACCAGGCAGAUGGCUGAUUCAGUACACCAAACCCCCUGGCAGUAGGGCAUUGGAGGUGCCACAUCCUGUACAAUCGGAUGUACUUCAAGAAUUUUUGAACUUGGAUGAAGAUGCAAUGCAAUCCUUACAAGGUACCAUGACUUCAUCAGACAUAAGCAUGCGGUUGCAUAUCGUCAGGCUUCCCAUUCAACACAGCGUGGCCUUUCUUUACGAUCCUAUAUUCGCUGAAACUCGUCAACUGAAAAGUUACAUUGUUGAUUGGGGACGACAGCAAACAAACCAAAAUAUAGAAAGAUAUAUCUUGCAGCACAAGGAGGUUGACCCUGUUUUUGAAGUUUUCAUCUUUCCGAUAAGACAGCAAAAGUGGUAUUACGUCGGGCCAAUGGAGUGGUCGGUUGUCGAGGGAAAGGAGGUCUGGCAGGGACUACAAGGAAAAGACAGGACGAAAAUCAUCAGCAAACUUUGCAAAAGAAGUCGAGGCCAAGUAAAUGGCAAUGAGAUGGAGAAACUACUUGAUGAGGCUGAACUCCAUCAAAUCUGCGUUGAGAUGAAAGGCGUAAAGGAUAAACAUGAAUUCGAAGAACGUGUUUUUGGGAGCCGUCCUGCGCUGCUCGAGGACUUGAGACCCACCGAGCGGAGUGCUUAG
This is a messenger RNA of Psilocybe cubensis, 1380 nucleotides long. RefSeq lists its product as uncharacterized. The record is from RefSeq and is a predicted model, not a curated record. Bases 1 to 1380 code for a protein of 459 amino acids. The transcript has 7 exons. Lineage: Eukaryota; Fungi; Basidiomycota; Agaricomycetes; Agaricales; Agrocybaceae.